AUGCUCCUCCGCGCGACCCGCACUUUCCGCCCUGCCGCGCUCCUCGCGCGCGGCAACUCGUACUACAUCGCCCCUCCUGUGCCGACGCACCCCCACCACUCGCCCUCUGCCCCCAUUCCUCCGCCCCCGCCUGGAGUCGAGGUCGACCCCCAGCUUCACGGUUACCCUCAGCUUCCUGAGGUGUCGCUGCAGCUCCGGGAACCAUUCGGAUGGUGGGACAUCCAGGAGCGCAAGAACUUCGAUGAGCCGGUCAUGGAGGAGGAGGACUACCUCGGCAUGUGGGGGCCUGACGUUUUCAAGAUCGGCGGCGGCGCCGCCCUUCUGGCGCUGACAGCUGCGCUCGGCCUCGUCGGUGCCUUCGGCUGGUUCGUUUACGAGACCUCUCCUCCUCUGAAGGCCGUGCGUCGCGAGUACCCCUACGGUGGACUCGAGAAGGCGCUGGGAGGAUACCCUGCCCGCAAGGAGCAGGACGACGUUGAGGAGUAG
Molecule: messenger RNA, 486 nt
Organism: Cutaneotrichosporon cavernicola
Lineage: Eukaryota; Fungi; Basidiomycota; Tremellomycetes; Trichosporonales; Trichosporonaceae
Exons: 3
Coding region: 1-486 (161 amino acids)
Cellular component (GO): mitochondrion
Source: RefSeq, a predicted model, not a curated record